Molecule: messenger RNA, 1584 nt
Organism: Penicillium olsonii
Lineage: Eukaryota; Fungi; Ascomycota; Eurotiomycetes; Eurotiales; Aspergillaceae
Source: the annotation of a GenBank genome assembly
AUGGCUGCCAACUCAGAACUGACCUUUCUUAGACUUUUCGGAUAUGAUCAAGGUGUAACAGGUGGCCUGUUAGACUUACCAUCUUUCAUCAAAUACUUCCCCGACAUCAAUCCCAAUGACGGAGCAAUUCGAGGUGACGAGUAUCAGUCACUUAGAUCACAGCGCAGUCUGAACCAAGGAAUUGCAGUCGCCUCGUACAACCUAGGCUGCUUUUUUGGCGCUAUUUUGACCAUCUUCAUCGGCAAUCCUCUCGGCCGACGAAGAACGAUUUUCUGUGGGUGUGUAACCAUGACCAUCGGCGCUUUGUUACAAUGCACUUCAUUUAGCCUCCCACAUUUGAUCGUGGGACGCAUAAUUACAGGCGUCGGCAAUGGCAUGAAUACAAGCACAGUACCAACAUGGCAAUCGGAAUCUUCAAAGGCCCACGACCGUGGAAAGAUGGUCAUGAUCGAGGGAAUGCUCAUCACAGCUGGAAUCACUCUGAGCUACUGGGUCAACUAUGGAAUGUCGUUUAUUGGAGAAAAGGAAGUUGCUUGGCGAUUCCCGAUCGCUUUCCAGAUUGUAUUCGCUGUGAUCAUCUUUUGUUCCAUUUUGCAUCUACCAGAGUCACCACGAUGGCUGGUAAUGGAAGGUCGGCAUGAUGAAGCGCUGGAGAUUCUUGAAUAUCUGAAUGAAAAACCAAGAGACGACCCGACCAUUGUGAAUGAGCUCGAGUCCAUCAAGGAGACCGUGAAGGAGAUGAACAAGGGCUCAUAUCGAAGUUUGUUCAAGAUGAGCGAAUACCGAGAAUUCCAUCGAGUGGCAUUGGCAUACAUCAACCAGAUGUUCCAGCAGAUAUCCGGAAUCAACUUGAUUACCUACUACGCACCUUCACUAUAUGCCGAGAUCGGACUCGGCGACGGGAAUCUUCCAAAAUUGUUAGCCGCUUGCAAUGGUACAGAGUACUUGAUGGCUGCAUUUAUUCCCAUUUUCAUUAUUGAGAAAGUUGGUCGACGCCCAUUAAUGCUUUUUGGAGCCGCUGGAAUGUCUGUAUCUAUGGCGGUGCUUGCAGGAACCAAUUACCGCUUGAAGUAUCUCGGCGACAGUCAAGCUGGUAUUGGACAAGCAGUCUUUCUCUUCGUCUUCAACACAUUCUUCGCGAUCGGCUGGUUAGGAAUGACAUGGCUUUAUCCCGCGGAAAUUGUGCCACUGCGAAUCCGGGCGCCGACGAAUGCACUGGCUACCAGUGCCAACUGGAUCUUCAAUUUUAUGGUUGUGAUGAUCACGCCCGUUGCAUUUGAGAACAUUAAGUAUAAGACCUACAUCAUCUUCGCUGUGAUAAACGCAUUUAUCUUCCCCUUUGUGUAUUUCUUCUUCCCCGAAACGCGAUAUCGAUCCUUGGAGGAAAUGGACGCCAUCUUCAAGAAGUCAACAAACGUCUUCAAUGCCGUCACAAUUUCUAUAAAAGAGCCCUACCGGUACGAUAAGCAUGGUGAGCUCAAGCCUGAAUACUUGGAGGAAGCAAUGCAUCGUGAUAGUCCUGAUGUGCAUGUUGCGGGUGCCAAGUUUGAUAGCGAUGAGAGCGGGGCUGAAGUUAAAGCCUGA